AUUAUGCACCGGGUCAGGUCACGAGAGAUGGCCCCCUCAUUAUUUAUUCAUAACUACUCUUAAUUUUAUUGAAAACAUUUCUUUAGCUAUUUCCCGACUCUCUCACCCUUGAAAUUGCAUCUCUCUCUCUCACUCUCUUGCUCUCUCUCUCUCUCUCUCUCUCUCUCUCUCGCUAGGUGGUGGUGUCGUGUAUGGCGAUUCCAGCUGCAGGUGUUGUCGUACCGGUGGGCGUUGUCUUCUUCAUCUCCGGUCUAGUCGUCAAUCUCAUUCAGGCUUUCUUUUUCGUUCUCGUGCGCCCUUUUUCGAAGAAUGCGUAUAGAAAGAUUAACAGAGUGGUUGCUGAAUUGUUGUGGCUGGAACUUAUAUGGCUCAUUGAUUGGUGGGCUGGAGUUAAGAUUCAACUUUAUACAGAUCCUGAAACAUUUAAAUUAAUGGGAAAGGAACAUGCACUUGUCAUAUGCAACCACAAAAGUGACAUCGAUUGGCUAGUUGGCUGGAUUUUGGCUCAGAGAUCAGGCUGCCUGGGUAGUGCUUUAGCUGUUAUGAAGAAAUCAUCCAAAUUUCUUCCUGUUAUAGGUUGGUCAAUGUGGUUCUCUGAAUAUCUUUUUCUUGAAAGGAGUUGGGCCAAAGAUGAAAAUACGCUGAAGUCCGGUUUUCAACGCCUAAGGGAUUUCCCGCAUGCAUUUUGGCUGGCACUAUUUGUCGAGGGUACUCGCUUUACACAGGCAAAACUUUUAGCUGCUCAGGAAUAUGCAUCUUCAAUGGGAUUACCUGCUCCCAGGAAUGUCUUGAUUCCACGAACCAAGGGUUUUGUUACAGCAGUAACUCACAUGCGUCCAUUUGUUCCAGCUGUAUAUGAUGUGACCCUAGCCAUUCCCAAAACGUCACCUCCACCUACUAUGCUCAGACUAUUCAAGGGCCAAUCUUCCGUGGUGCAUAUUCAUCUCAAACGGCACUUGAUGAGUGAUCUUCCGAAAUCAGAUGAUUCUGUUGCACAGUGGUGUAAAGACGCCUUCGUGGUCAAGGAUAACUUAUUGGAUAAGCAUAAAGAAAAUGAUAGCUUUGGUGAUGGAGUACUACAAGACACUGGUCGACCGUUGAAUUCUCUUGUGGUUGUCAUCUCCUGGGCAUGUCUUCUCAUUUUUGGGGCCUUAAAAUUCGUCCAGUGGUCCUCAAUACUAUCUUCUUGGAAGGGUCUUGCAUUCUCGGCAGUUGGCCUAGGCAUAGUUACGGUUCUUAUGCAGAUAUUGAUUCAAUUUUCCCAAUCAGAGCGUUCCAACCGUCCGAUGCCGUCGAAACAUGCAAAACCACCCCAAUGAAGGCCAGUAGUAGGAGAGAACCUACAUAUACUAAGAGAGGUGCAACAGUUACCUCAUUAGGCUUGUUCAAUCCUUCACACAAUUGAGUCCGUCAUCUGUAGUGAUAUUUGUGAAAUAUGACAUGCGCUGUACAACUUUAUGCUCCUCAAGGGAUGUCCAUGUUGGACCUUGUAUACUUGUACAAGUAGAGAGAGUAGGAAAGGCAUAUCAAUUAGUUGGUCUUGUUAAUUAUUUAGUAAUUGGGUCCUUGAUUUA
Daucus carota subsp. sativus is the source of this 1574-nucleotide messenger RNA. Its product is annotated as 1-acyl-sn-glycerol-3-phosphate acyltransferase 2. The record is from RefSeq and is a predicted model, not a curated record. Gene Ontology annotation, molecular function: 1-acylglycerol-3-phosphate O-acyltransferase activity. The coding region runs from base 192 to 1319 and encodes 375 amino acids. The transcript is spliced from 11 exons. NCBI's taxonomy places the organism in Eukaryota, Viridiplantae, Streptophyta, Magnoliopsida, Apiales, Apiaceae. Gene Ontology annotation, cellular component: endomembrane system.